This is a messenger RNA of Adineta ricciae, 993 nucleotides long. The record is from the annotation of a GenBank genome assembly. NCBI's taxonomy places the organism in Eukaryota, Metazoa, Rotifera, Eurotatoria, Adinetida, Adinetidae.
AUGGUUGCGAUAACUCGAGCAACUUUAGCACGUCAAUUACAAUCAUCAAAUACUAAUACCACGAAAGCAUGCACUAUAGGGAAGAGAGUUACCAAGCAAAAGAAAAGGACUUCUAAACAACAACGGACAGGCCUAUCCUCGUCUAACGCUAGAGCUAUCAACAGUAAUGAUACAACUAUUUCUGCACCAUCACAAGCAUACAAUGACGUUGUGGGCAAGAGUAACAUUACUGAUGCUUUAGCAUAUGAUUGCCAUUGGAAUCCAGUUGGAAGAGAAUAUGAUCUUGGAAGAGAUGGAGCAUUCAUGGGAUUUAGCAUCUUAAUUGCACAAUUUUACGGUGACUGUCAGUUUACUGAUGCGGCAAUGCAAAAGCCAAUCGAUGAACUGAAAAUGAAAGGAUUUCAAGUGAAACACGUCAAGACGGAAGAUGAAUGUGUCAAAGAACUUGCUUCGAAUCAAUAUCAAGUCGCGUGGAUUAUAAGUGACUCGAACAUCAAGAAUCCAAAUAUGAUUCCAUCUCUGACCAAUUUUCAUUCUAACGGCGGUGCAAUAUUUCUAUUUGCUGACGAUUCACCAUGGGUUCGACAUGCGAGUGACUUUCUUCAAACAAAGUUUGGAAUCACCGUGGAGGGAAACUAUGGUGGUGGAAACAAUAUGACAUAUGAAGAGAACGGUCAUCGAGAAAAAGGACACUUUGGUCAACAUGAAAUAUUCACUGGAAUCAAACAUUUAUUCGAAGGUAUCACAAUCUGUCAUCCGGUUUAUUCAACAAGUGCAAGUCGCACAGUGUUCGUUCCAAUAGCAACAGCUAGCGACGGAAAUACCAGUAUUGCUGUAUAUGAUCCACCAUCAAAUUCUACAGCCAAUGAAGGUCGAAUAUGCUUAGAUUGUGGAUUUACAAAACUGUAUAUCAAUUGGGACUCAGCAGGAACAGCUCGAUAUAUUGUGAAUGUCAGUUGUUGGUUAUUACGAAUUGAAAAUCGUUUUACGUAG